UACUACUGGAGUAGUCAGAUGAAACAGCGCAUGCGCUCCCCGUUUACGUUAUGACGUUCCGCAUCACGUCUACUAGCCGAAAAUGGCGGAGUACCUGGCAUCCAUUUUCGGCACAGAGAAAGACAAGGUCAAUUGUUCGUUCUAUUUUAAAAUCGGAGCCUGCAGACAUGGAGACCGCUGCUCGAGAUUGCACAACAAACCAACCUUCAGCCAGACCAUCUUGAUCCAAAACAUCUACCGUAACCCCCAGAACAGCGCACAGACGGCCGACGCUUCCCGCUGUGCUGUCAGCGAUGUAGAAAUGCAGGAGCACUACGACGAGUUCUUCGAGGAAGUGUUCACGGAGAUGGAGGAGAAGUACGGGGAGGUGGAGGAGAUGAACGUGUGCGAUAACUUGGGAGACCACCUAGUCGGCAAUGUCUACGUAAAGUUUCGGCGCGAGGAGGACGCAGAGAAAGCAGUCAUGGACCUAAACAACCGCUGGUUUAACGCCCAGCCCAUUCACGCAGAGCUCUCCCCCGUCACCGACUUCAGGGAAGCUUGCUGUCGUCAGUAUGAAAUGGGAGAGUGCACCAGAGGUGGAUUCUGCAACUUUAUGCAUCUGAAACCCAUCUCACGGGAACUUCGAAGGGAGCUGUAUGGCCGUCGCAGGAAAAGGCAUCGCUCUCGCUCGCGCUCCCGUGAACGACGCUCUCGCUCCAGGGACCGAAGACGAGAACGGCCAACCGAGAGGCGGAGAUCGAGGGACCGAGAGCGCUCUGGGAGAUUCUAAAGGAAGACAAGACUGACCUGAUGUCCUACCAAAUCCCUCCACCCUCAGACCCAGCAGUGAUGACAAAGUUAUUUUCUCUUUUUUUUUUUUGUUGGUGAAUUGUUGGAAGUGUUUUUCUUUUAUUCCCUUUUUUUAAGACGAGCUUGUGUCGCUUUCUCAAUAAAAACAGAUUUGUAAUUCUGCA
Messenger RNA from Notolabrus celidotus (New Zealand spotty), 956 nucleotides. RefSeq names its product splicing factor U2AF 35 kDa subunit-like. The record is from RefSeq and is a predicted model, not a curated record. Bases 83 to 772 code for a protein of 229 amino acids. The transcript is spliced from 8 exons. Gene Ontology annotation, cellular component: U2AF complex; spliceosomal complex. NCBI's taxonomy places the organism in Eukaryota, Metazoa, Chordata, Actinopteri, Labriformes, Labridae. Gene Ontology annotation, molecular function: metal ion binding; pre-mRNA 3'-splice site binding. Gene Ontology annotation, biological process: mRNA splicing, via spliceosome.